CAGGCGCAAAUUCCUAUUGGGCCAAGCUCCAUUUGUUACUUGCUGCUGCUCUCAACUCCCUCUAGCAAAAUGCGCUCUGCUGGCACACUGCUGUUGCUCCUCGCCCUGGGUCUGGGGCUCUGCGCCCUCGUGCAUUCUUCAAGGACUGGGGGCGUCAGGAAAAGAGGACCGUCCGUGACCGCCAAGGUCUUCUUUGACAUAAGAAUUGGAGACAAAGACAUAGGCAGAAUUGUAAUUGGCUUGUUUGGCAAAGUUGUACCCAAGACUGUGGAGAACUUCAUUGCUCUGGCAACUGGAGAAAAAGGAUAUGGAUACAAAGGAAGCAAAUUUCAUCGUGUGAUCAAAGAUUUCAUGAUUCAAGGAGGAGACUUCACUGCUGGAGAUGGCACUGGAGGUACCAGUAUCUAUGGAGACAACUUUCCAGAUGAGAACUUUAAGCUCAAGCAUUAUGGCAUUGGAUGGGUCAGCAUGGCAAAUUCUGGGCCAGAUACCAAUGGUUCUCAGUUCUUCAUUACUGUGACCAAACCUACCUGGUUGGAUGGAAAACAUGUUGUAUUUGGGAAAGUCAUUGAUGGAAUGGCUGUGGUGCACUCCAUAGAACUCCAACAGACAGAUGAGCAUGACCGUCCACUUACAGACUGUGUAAUUACAAAUAGUGGCAAGAUAAAUGUAAAAGACCCUUUUGUGGUCGAAGUUAAUGACUGGUAACAACUUGAAGAAGAGAACAAAACUGGUAUUAACUCCCAGGGGAAACUUUGGGGUAUUUAGAAUAACUUUUUUUUUUGUUCCUUAUUUUUUCACAAAAUGCAUAGCAAAUUUGUUCAAGAACCAGGAAGCAGUAGCACAGAUCACACAGAAAAAACUUCUAAAAAAUUGUUCAUUUCAGCAACUUGGCACUUAGGAGAGUGCUGAGAAAGAAUAAUAGAAAUGUGGGCUUAUUGCUAGUGCUAUUUACUAAGAAAUUUUUGAUGCAGAGAACUUUGUAUGAUACUAAGGUGUGAGGAAAGCCUAUCAUAAUGUUAUGUUUCUUUUUAAGUCUAUGUAAAAAUAAGCCAAAAAGAUAGUAACCACCAUGCUGGCCUGCAGGGUUGUGUGCAAAAGGUUUCAACAUGAUAUUUAAAGCCCCAUUGUUGGUUUUGUAUUUAAGUACCAGUUCUUUUCAGCUGAAAAAUAAAAUCAAAUGUAUGUUA
Molecule: messenger RNA, 1190 nt
Organism: Phascolarctos cinereus (koala)
Lineage: Eukaryota; Metazoa; Chordata; Mammalia; Diprotodontia; Phascolarctidae
Gene: PPIC
Product: peptidylprolyl isomerase C
Biological process (GO): protein folding; protein peptidyl-prolyl isomerization
Cellular component (GO): intracellular membrane-bounded organelle; cytoplasm
Molecular function (GO): cyclosporin A binding; peptidyl-prolyl cis-trans isomerase activity
Source: RefSeq, a predicted model, not a curated record